Leptidea sinapis is the source of this 5143-nucleotide messenger RNA. Its product is annotated as delta and Notch-like epidermal growth factor-related receptor. Lineage: Eukaryota; Metazoa; Arthropoda; Insecta; Lepidoptera; Pieridae. Gene Ontology annotation, molecular function: calcium ion binding; Notch binding. The coding region runs from base 189 to 2360 and encodes 723 amino acids. The transcript is spliced from 12 exons. The record is from RefSeq and is a predicted model, not a curated record.
GGCUGCGGCACUGGAGGCCGCCCGCCCUGUACCGUGAACUUGGACAUAACAUUAUCAUUCUGUUUUCAUGAAAACAAAUUGAAUUACAGGCGAUGAUAUUUUGGAAACAACGUCUCUUCAGUCAUAACAGUGCCAAAUAACGAAAAUAUAGCGAUAUUAAAAACGUUUUUUGUAUUUAAAAGACAUUCAUGAUGUCAUUUUACGUAAAGCCCAAUAAAAACUCGACGAUAUAUAUGAUCAUAAUUACAAACUUAGUUUUAAUUAUAUCGACAUGUUUAUGCAAAUCGAACUCAACACCGAAAGAAGAAAAUGUAGAAGUAAAUAAAUUAAUAUCAUCCAAUCUGAGUGAAUUUCCAUCAAUUAUACUCUCGAGCACAGAGAGCACGCCGUUAUCAUCUACAGUGGAGUCGACCAGCGACACUUUGACCACAAAGGAAAGUACUGAAAUAACAAAAGCUUACGAAGCUGAGAGCUCGACUGCUGUCGAUUCAAAGUCUCGAGGAGGCAAUAUCGGUACUAUUAUACAGUAUGUGAACAAUGCAAGCAGGCAGAAAAUAAACUCGACUUUAAGGGCAUUUGGCAGUACCCUACAUAGUGUUCCUUCGCUGUCUGCUCGCCUAGGGGCUAUAGAUUGCGAUCUACCUCUAUUACCCCGGACAUCUCGACUCUGGAGAGGAAACGAAACACAUGAAUUGAAUCUACCUAUUACGGAGUGCACGGGAGGGCGUGGAGGGCGCAGUGACGAGGAGUGCCCUCAGGUCAGCGUGUCAUGGGAGGCAAGUGCUGACAUACAAAGCGGGGACAUCCUUAUCGUCCGGAUCUCUGACUCUCUGCUCCUCGACACGACCAGCCGUGAGGGCAACAACGAAUCCAUUGACACGAACUCAACACACACCGAAAGGACACACCAGGCGGUGAGCCAGCCAGCCGUGUACCAGGUCACCAGACUGGGACACGAGCACUGCGACCUCUCCGACGGAAUGUUACUGGACAUCAGCCCGCUCGAUGAACGAGCCUCCAAGAUAUUCACGUUGUAUGAUAAAGAUCUAACCGAAGGUGUUAACUUAUUGAUAGUUGUCUCCGAGAAGUGGGGGUCGCAGUGCAUCCGUCUGAAAGUGACGGUCAAAUCUGAUAACUGCGGAGAAUCUCAAGAUUGUUCCGGGAAUGGAGUUUGCUACACAAAUGUUUCUAUGGAGGGCUACGAAUGUCAAUGCUGCAAGGGAUAUAUGGGCCCUCGUUGUGACGAGAGGGACGCUUGCAAUCCAUCACCCUGCUUGAACAAUGGCAUAUGUGUCGACCUCACACAGCCUCUCAAUGGAGCCAACUACCACUGUCUGUGUCCGUAUGGAUUUACUGGAAGAAAAUGCGAGAAGGAUCCAUGUUUCUCAUCGCCGUGUCUCAAUGGUGGUUCCUGCAUGAGCAUGGCCAUAAACGGCUCCACAACCUUCCACUGUGCGUGCACUGAAGACUGGACUGGGAAGCACUGCGAGCUGCCUUCAACGGGCGGCGCCUGUGCUGCGAAGCCGUGCGUCAAAGGGAUCUGUGUUGAGCAAACUGAUGACGUCAUCGAUGGUCCAAAAUACCGAUGCUUCUGUGAACCAGGGUACACUGGGGACAGAUGUGAGCUGGAAUACAACGAAUGUGAGUCGUCUCCAUGCGCCAACGCCGGCACGUGCACGGACCACGUGGGAGGCUUCACCUGCACGUGUGGCCGGGGCUACAACGGACCCACGUGUCAGUUUAAGGUUGACUUGUGUACUCCGAACCCCUGCACUGCUGAGCGGUACUGCGUGGACCAGGGUAACAGCUACUCGUGCGAGUGUCCGGAAGGCUUCGUGGGUGAAGACUGCCACAUUCCUGCGACGUCGAUUUGCGACAACAACCCUUGUGCACACGGCGGUACGUGCUGGAGUGGCGUGGACUCUUUUUACUGCUCGUGCCGACCCGGCUACACCGGCCGCCUCUGUGAAGAGGACUUCGUUCUGGAGCCUGUAAUAGACGGCGAGUCAGACCUUGAGGAGGAGACCCGCGGGAGUUCAGUGAGGGUGAUGCACCUCCCAAUGGGGCUGUACCACGACCGGCUCCAUAACGUGUAUAUCGCGGCUGGUACUCUGGGGGCCGCCAUAUUCAUCGUCGGUGUCGUCGUAGCGGCGUGCCACUGCCGUGUCAACAAGACAUACUCACGACUGCUGUCCAGCUUAGCUGGUCGAGUGUCACGGCCGGGCCCUGCUCAUCACUGGCUCCAGGACAAGCGGGAACCGAACCCCGCACCCUUUCAGCCCCCACAGGCUUUCGACACCACAGACAUGUACUACACCCUCGACUUCAGCGAUAGCCAGAGCUCUCCUCUUAUCCAAUAGCAAUCAGCUGGGAACUGCUCCGAUGGGGAACGGUUCCAAUUUGAAAUAUAAACUGCAAACAUAUACCUGGCUUUAAGUACUUAAGCGGUUUGUGACUCUAAUGCCUGGUCCGCAUAUAAUGAUAAAACUAUCGAACAAAACAUUAAAGGUAUGCUUAAAAGUAUAUCAAUACUACCUUACCUAAUCUAUGAUCAAUUGUGGUUUGUCUCUGUCAUCUUUAUUGUGCAUGAAAGAGAUAAAAUACAUUUCAUCAUGGAUUAGAUAAGCUGUUUAGCGAUUGGAAGAAUUGGAAGAGUGUCUUCCUUUCGUUCGCCGUUGUUCUUUGUAUGUGGACAGGACUUACGUAUUGCGCUGUAAUCGCUCGUGCCCUCAUUCAGAUAGUCCUUUAUGGAGUAGUAAGACUAUCCUCCCGUGCAGUAGUGUGGUGCCACCUUAUCUGUUGCAGAAUUUAUAAUUGUGUCCCGAUUUUAAGGUGGCCCACGACUUUAAUUAUGUAGUCACUAUUGAAGACUGGUGAGACUGCCAACAUCAGGUGAAUUAUUUACUCGUUGAGUAUAUACGUAAGUUGAUGAUCCCAUAAAAAACAGCGCACACAACAAGUGAAGACUUUAUCAAAUGAAGUUAAUGAUGAAAUAAAACUGUUUUCACUGUUCUUUGCUCAAAAAAUAAUAACAUUUGAACCCAUUUUGUAUUAUUAUACUAUAUUUGCAAUGAGAAGGCUAAAAUGCUGUCACAUCUUGGAAUUCAAUAGAAUAAUUAUAAUAAAGAACAAUAAAGUAUUGGUCUCCGCUGCGCUCCAACUAGAAGUACGGCAACUAAUACUACGCCCCAGUGGGCGUUCUCGAACAACGUGGACACAUGUUCUGUUAAACUUUUCUAAUAAUUGAAACUAAAAUACCGGGUUGCGUAGUCGUAGACCUUUAAAAAUAAUAGUACAAGAAAUAAGAAAGACACUAGGAUCACAUAUUGAUGAUAUGUAAGUAUUUUUAUGUUUUAUUAAUUUGAAAGAUGCCAUUAAAUGUCCAGAUGCAACGCACACAAGCAUCUAAUAGUUGCCUUAAUAAAAAAUCUAUUGUUCUUAGGUAGUGCGGUAUCUAGUUAGAGAGCAGCGGAGACCAAUCCUUAAUCUGUGUUGCUCUGAAUGAUCUGAAUAUUAAAUGCUAAAUUAUCCAAACAUAGUAAUUAUACCUGGCAAUAUUUAUACAUGAAACUUGACAUCAUAUUCAUCUGCUCUUGAAUCAAGGCAAUGAAGAAGACUCUUUCAGUGCAAGUAAAAUAAAAAAAGAAAUUGUUGUCUUCUUUCAGACAUUUUGUCAUGAAUGAGUAGUCUUAGGUGCUUACUGUUGAACUAUUCAUACGGGCAGGCUGGAGAAUUCAGGGUUGGUUCAAACAGCAAGUAGAUCAUUGUAUUAUUUACAUUUCUGACCUAAGUAAGCUUAGCUUAGUAGUAAGCUUUAAAAAGCAAAAUGAGUUAAAGGCCGGCAACGCUAUAGUGAUUCCUCUGGUGUUGUAAGAGAAUGUGGGCGGCGGUGAUCACUUAAGGUCACCAGGUGACCCGUACGCUCGUUCGUCCUCCUAUUCCAUAAAAAAAAACAGUAGGAGGCUGCUUUGCACCGGAUGCCGGCUAGAUUAUGGGUAUCACAACGGCGCCUAUUUCUGCUAUGAAGUAGUUAUGUGUAAACAUUACUGUGUUUCGGUCUGAAGGGCGCUGUAGCUAGUGAAAUUACUGGGCAAAUGAGACUUACCAUCUUUUGUCUCAAGGUGGCGAGUGCAAUUGUAGUGCCGCUCAGAAUUUUUGGAUUUUUCAAGAAUCCUGAGCGGCACUGCAUUUAAUAGGCAGGGCGUAUCAAUUACCAUCAUCUGAACGUCCUACUCCUCUUGUCCCUUAUUUUUAUUAAAAAAAACAUGAUCUCAAAAAAGAGUUUAAUGCUGUCUAAUUACAGUUUAGUCUUUACUUUAAAUAAAUAUAACUCAUUCGUAGGUUUAGAAAUUUUCUGCCUCGAUAUAUCCUUUAAAAAGUUGCAUUUAAGCUUAAAUUUUGAUGAUUUUGCUUUAUUUUAAAUAAAUACUAUAUAAUAUAUGUGUAUUAGGACAUAGGAAGUGCCUGAUAAUCUAUCUAAAUCGAUUUUUAAUAAUUAAUGUUAUACUUAUUCAAUUUCAGUGUUGCUUAAAUUGUUUUAUGCAUUAAUGAUAAUAUUUUUUUCUUAGAAGUUGUGCUUCCUUAUUGUAUUAAUAUUUAUCGGCCUUACAAAUAAAAUUGGCAUAAAGUUAUAGUAUAAACCAAGAAUAUGUAAAAUGUUUACAAAUAGACAGUUUGAUUAGGAAUGGUUUGUUCUGACGUAUAACGUUUCCCGCGUUUAUUUGCAAGACAGCUUGUCAUUACGAAAACUUCAGAAUUAUUAUUGUAUUGACAGUGUUGUCAACGAUAUUGUAAACAUUUUUCAUUUUAUUUGUUUAUCAUUAGUUAUAACUUUAUACCAAGUUUAUUUGUAAGGCCGUAGAGUGUAUCUUUCUAGAUAACUAUAAAAUACUGUGUGUCUAAAAAUAUUCGAUUUAUAGUACGAGUAGAUAGUUUUGAUCAUCUUGACUGUGUUACGCGGUCUCUUGUUUGUUUUCUCGUUUCGUAUUUCAAUUUUCUUAUUAGAUAGCUAUUGUUACAUAAAAUAUGAUAAAUUAAAAAACUACAAGGCUUUAUGUGUAAACUAAGCUCAAAUAAGGUGUAACGAUGUAAAUAUGUGUGGGUGAAUUAUUGUUGAAUUUAUGCAAUAAAUUAUUUAUUGAAA